This is a messenger RNA of Planococcus citri (citrus mealybug), 2474 nucleotides long. Its product is annotated as myotubularin-related protein 10-B. Gene Ontology annotation, molecular function: phosphatidylinositol-3-phosphate phosphatase activity. Gene Ontology annotation, biological process: phosphatidylinositol dephosphorylation. The coding region runs from base 423 to 2333 and encodes 636 amino acids. The record is from RefSeq and is a predicted model, not a curated record. The transcript has 14 exons. Gene Ontology annotation, cellular component: cytoplasm; membrane. Lineage: Eukaryota; Metazoa; Arthropoda; Insecta; Hemiptera; Pseudococcidae.
AGAGGUAAGAAAUUAGAAUGCUUGCGAAUACCGGACGAAGAAAUUGUUGAUAGUAGGCUAGAUAGUAGAUACUCGUCCUAAAGUUCAAACUGGACGAUGAUGUUUGUAAAUGGAAAUCCACCCGAGGAGUUUUUUUGUUGAAAAUGACGAUCGACUUGUAAGGUGAUAGAAGAAUAAUGAUGACAAUAAUGCGGGUGAAUUAGUGUUUUGUGCGAUGUUAUUGUCAGUGGUGUUGAAAUUCGAUCACUUGUGCAGUCAGAGUUCCCGUUGCACCGGAGGCAAAAGCUGUAGCAGACGGUGUCGGUAUUAAUUUGGACAAUUAUUCUCCAAUAAACUUAGUUAGAUUGUUGGUAAUGGAUGCCAAUGUUAACCGAAACGGAUAUUAGCUGCAUAUCGAUGAAUUGGAUCUCAAUAUUUGAAACAUGAGUACGAGUUUUAAGAGUUACGUUGAUUUGGAUAAAAGCGAUCAGACGCUUGACAGCAGUGCGGAUGAAUCUUUCAACGAGCAACUGACACCGAAAACGUUACGCGGCGAAAUGAUCAUAGCGAAAGCUCAUUAUGUGCUGCUUUUCACUCCGAUUACCAGCCAGAAAAAUGGUAAAUCUGGCGUUCUAACGGUUACCAACUUUAGAUUAUCGUUCGUUACAUCCGAAGAUAAACCCGCCGAAGAUUCGUUGUAUCAAGAAAACUUUUUUUUGGGACAAUACGACGUAUGCCUGUCUAAUGUCGAUUCGCUGUAUUUAUUCGCAAAUGACAAAAAGAAAAAACUAUUACCUGAUACACGAGUUCCUGAUAAAGUGAAAACGCUUCAAGUUUUAUGUAAAAAUAUGAAAGUAUUAACGUUUAGUUUUAAAUUUUCGCCUGUGGGACAUGGUAAACAGUUGACCACUGGUUUACUGCAUCAUGCCUUCCCUAAACGCCAUCGGCUUCUAUUUGCUUACGAUUACAGCGAACCGUACGUAGAGUACAAAACUCAAGUACCUAACUUUCGAAAUCCAGAAUCGUGGGAACAAGAAAUGGAAAGAACCGGAUGUAAAGGAUGGCGUAUAUCGCGACUAAAUCGAGAUUUUAUUUUUUCUCCUAGUUUACCACAAGUGUUCGUAGUUUGCAAAGACGUCAGCGAUAAGCAAAUAAACGAAGCGGCGCAGUAUUUUCGUUGUAAACGGCCUCCGUUGUGGUGUUGGAGUUCGAAAAGCGGAGCUGCUUUGGUUAGAAUGGCUGAUUUAAUUCCCGCUGAUCAAGAUCGUUAUAGAAGUCACGAAAACACUAUGCUGGAGAGCGUUAGGCGUUCGCAUCCGCGUAAGACUGCGCCGAUAGUUAUCGACCUCACUAAGGACGCGCCAUCACCUCGUGAUUUGGAGCUGAGUUACGCAAAAUUACGAGAAUUAUGCGCACCGGAUAGUUCGAGACAAUUUUGGAUACAAGACAACCAUUUCUAUUCCUUGUUGGAGAGUUGCAAAUGGCUGUUGUAUGUUUCUAAUUGUUUGGUUAAAGCUGACGAAUCUGCUAAAUUAUUGCGUAAAGAAAUUACCGUCGUUCUUCAAGAAUUGGAGGGUCGCGAUAUUUGUUGCGUUGUUUCUUCUUUAACGAUGUUGCUGCUUGAUCCGCAUUACCGAACGUUUAAUGGUUUUCAGUCUCUUAUCCAGAAAGAAUGGGUCAUUAUGGGCCAUCCGUUUUGUUCUAGACUUAGUCACGUAUACACUCAGGAAGAUAAUCAACAAAGUCCAGUUUUCUUAUUAUUUUUAGACUGCGUUUGGCAAAUCUUGCAGCAAUUUCCCACCCAGUUUGAAUUCACCGAGACGUAUUUAACGACGUUAUGGGAUUCGGCGCAUAUCUCUAUAUUCGAUACUUUCCUAUUCGAUUGUGACAAGGACAGGCUGAAUGCGGUCAAUGAUUCGCAGAACCCUUUGGUGCUGCGCAAUAUUUGGGAUUGGGGAGAAAUGUUUCCGGAUAAAGACAUAUCUUUGUUUUAUAACCCUCUCUACGUUGAACCACCUUCACUUACGCCAUCUGAGCCGUUAUGUAUUCAACCUUACGUUUCGGAUUUACAACUUUGGUCGCAAUGUUAUUUUAGGUUUUUACCUUUGUUGGAAAUUACCGAAGGUGGUAAGCCCCAGAUUGAUUUGACUGCACGAGCUUUACUUUCGGAAGAUGAAUCGUCGGAGGACGUAUUUUCGGGCGCUUAUCACGUCGGAUCGUUUUUUCCAUUCACGCAUUGGAGAACGCAGACCAAAGUUCCACCUUCGUCUUUAUACGUUAAUACUAGUUUUACCCUAAAUAACAGCGACGUACAGCUUGAUACUCAAUCUGUAAUGACUGUAACGCAUUUAUAACAUCUACUACCGAACUUCAGUAUUUAUUUUUCUAACAAGUGCAUUGGUAGUCUUCCUGCUGUAAUUAUUUUUUAUUUGACAAUAUUUUAUCAUUUUAUGUACCUGAGUCAUUUAAGAAAGUAUUGUAUUUCGCGUGAGAAA